Poeciliopsis prolifica (blackstripe livebearer) is the source of this 849-nucleotide messenger RNA. RefSeq lists its product as uncharacterized. Bases 1 to 849 code for a protein of 282 amino acids. The record is from RefSeq and is a predicted model, not a curated record. NCBI's taxonomy places the organism in Eukaryota, Metazoa, Chordata, Actinopteri, Cyprinodontiformes, Poeciliidae. Gene Ontology annotation, biological process: DNA integration; DNA recombination. The transcript is spliced from 4 exons. Gene Ontology annotation, molecular function: DNA binding.
AUGGGCUGGCCGGCCGACCUGCUGAAAAAGGGGAAGAAGAUAACAACGGUCAAGCGAAACUCCACCCGAGGGCUCCAGGUCACCAAGCGAGGCCUGGUGUCCGUCGCACGCGCCCUCAAGUCCGCUGCCAGUCAGAUAUCCACCACCGUCGUCCUCCACCAGAUCCAGGUGAAGGACGACAAGGAGCGACGCACUGUAACGCCGGAACUUCUACGCAGGUGCCUGGAGCGAUGCCGGACCUGCAUACCAGUGCUGUUGCGCGACUUAUCGCGGAGGAAGCGCGACGUCAACCUACGGAACCAGCUCAUAGGCUACUUCGGUUUGUAUGUGGCUUCUCUCUACGGCCACAGAACCGGGGUGGUCAGCAACAUGAGAGUGAGUGAGGUAGAAGAAGCCGAACAGUCGGGAUCCAGGCACGACUCGUCCGGCUACGUGAUCAACGUCAGGCACCACAAGACCAACCGGGCCUUCGGGAGCGCCCAGCUCUUCCUGACGCCGGAGGAAUACGGUUGGUUGAGAAGAUGGAUGGCCAUACGCAGAGAGCUGCGCCCCGACUCGGACCUGAUGUUUUUCAACCUGAACGGAGGCCCCGUCAACAAGCUGACGUCCUUCGCCCGCGACGCCUGGGCCAGGAUGCGCCUGCCGGGUAGCCCCUCGUUGACAGACAUACGGACCGCCGCCAGGAACACGCAGUGCGCUGAGGUCCGGCAGCGUAUGUCCCAGCUGAUGUGUCACGACACUAGGACCGCGGACCGCUUCUAUGCCAUGCAACUGACUGUCAGCCAGUUGGCAGACAUGCGGAGGACCUUCGACCUCUCCAGGGAGGCUGACCAGCAGCCGCUGGAAUAA